AGAGGAUCCCUGGCGAGUGGCAAAGAUGGUGAAAUCUUACCUCCAGCAGCACAACAUCCCUCAGCGUGAGGUGGUGGACACUACUGGUCUGAACCAAUCUCACCUCUCACAACACCUCAACAAGGGCACUCCCAUGAAGACCCAAAAAAGGGCAGCCCUCUACACCUGGUAUGUCCGCAAGCAGCGAGAGGUGGCCCAGCAAUUCACACACGCUGGCCAGGGUAUCCUGACAGAGGAGCCCAUGGGAGAUGACCCACCCACCAAGAAGGGAAGAAGAAACCGCUUUAAGUGGGGUCCUGCCUCACAACAGAUCCUGUUCCAAGCCUAUGAGAGACAGAAAAACCCCAGCAAAGAAGAGAGAGAGGCACUGGUGGAAGAGUGCAACAGAGCAGAGUGUAUUCAGAGAGGUGUUUCCCCAUCUCAGGCCCAGGGACUGGGCUCGAACCUGGUGACAGAGGUCAGAGUUUACAACUGGUUUGCCAAUCGCAGGAAGGAGGAGGCUUUCCGGCACAAGCUGGCCAUGGACACCUUCAGCGGACCACAGCCCACCUCUGCUCCUCCUCUAACUCCUCACAACUCUUCCUCCCUCCAGCCACCAUCUGCUCUCUCACCCAGCAAAGUUCACGGAGUGAGGUACAACCAGCAGCCAGCCAGCGAGGCAGAGUCCUCCAGUAGCAACCACCAUGGGAACAGCUCCAUGGUGACCACCCAAACCAUCCUGCAUCAAGUUUCUCCCCCUGGACUGGAGCCCAGCCAGAACCUACUGAGCACAGACACUAAGCUGGUCUCAGCUCCUGGAGGAACUCUCCCUCCCGUCAGCACCCUGACUGCCUUGCAUGGCCUAGAGCAAAAUCCGCAUGCCCUGAGCCAGCAAACUCAGAACCUUAUCAUGGCAUCACUGCCGGGUGUCAUGGCAAUUGGAGCUGGUGAGACCUCAUCCCUAGCACCAGCAUUCACCAACACAGGUGCCUCCACCCUGGUGAUAGGCCUGGCCUCAACCCAGCCCCAGAGCGUACCUGUAAUAAACAGCAUGGGGAGCAGCCUCACCACCCUGCAGCCCGUCCAGUUCUCCCAGCAACUGCACCCAUCCUACCAGCAGCCCCUCAUGCAGCAGGUCCAGAGCCACAUCAACCAGAGCCCCUUCAUGGCUACCAUGGCCCAGAUACAGAACCCUCACGCUCUCUACGGCCCCAAGUCUGAAGUGGCCCAAUACACACAUACAGGCCUCUUACCACAAACCAUGGUGAUAACAGAUACAGCCAAUCUCAGCGCCCUGACUAACCUGACACCAACUAAACAGGCAUUCACAUCUGACUCAGAGACUCACACAGAGUCUGGGAUGCACACGCCAGUGUCACAGGCACCGACAAUACAUUUACAGAACCAAGACACAACCAUCCAGCACCUUCAGCCAGGCCCUCGCCUCACCUCAAGCCCCGCUGUGUCCUCGAGCAGCCUGGUGCUGUACCAAAGCUCUGACUCCACCAACAGCCACAGUCAGCUGCUGUCAUCCACUCACAACGUCAUCGAGACCUUCAUCUCCACACAGAUGGCAUCCUCCACUCAGUAAUCAAGAGAGCUAGCUCCAGGGUGACUGCCACGGCCAACCAUCAGGCGCAACUCCAACUGUGUCUGCCAUCACUGUCACCACUGCCUUCCAUGGGAAGGAAAGGCUGCUGCGCUCAGCCGACCUCCAGCCCCUGCUGCCUCAUACAAAUCCUUACCCAGCUGCCUCCAUGAGAGAAGAUGUCUCAGGCUCAAGACAGAAGCCAUGGAAAGAUGAUGCUGGCACUGCUAAAAUCCACUGCCCUGCACAAAACCAAGCAAACUCAAACCCCACAAACCAGCCUAGAACGACCAGACAUCCUUUUGUGGCUGCCCAAGAAGAAACACCAUCAAGACAGGGAUCUGAAUGCAACGUGGCAAAAAUGUCAGGGUGUGGAUGGGACUUUCAUUCUGCUCAGCCCCCAUCAAGCUGGGCCUGUACAAACCUGCCAACACCAGACUAAGCCAUGCAGGAGAGAGCAAAGCUGAGCUGCCAAAGCAGGGACACCAUCUUUAAAACACUCACCUCCUUUGCUGUAAAGAAGCACCAAUGGGAAAUAAUAGUAUCUUGGAGG
Messenger RNA from Antrostomus carolinensis (chuck-will's-widow), 2120 nucleotides. It is a transcript of the gene HNF1A, whose product is annotated as HNF1 homeobox A. The transcript is spliced from 9 exons. Gene Ontology annotation, biological process: positive regulation of DNA-templated transcription; pancreas development; liver development. Gene Ontology annotation, molecular function: RNA polymerase II cis-regulatory region sequence-specific DNA binding; DNA-binding transcription factor activity, RNA polymerase II-specific. The record is from RefSeq and is a predicted model, not a curated record. The annotation marks the transcript as partial. NCBI's taxonomy places the organism in Eukaryota, Metazoa, Chordata, Aves, Caprimulgiformes, Caprimulgidae. Gene Ontology annotation, cellular component: nucleus.